This is a messenger RNA of Dacryopinax primogenitus, 522 nucleotides long. RefSeq lists its product as uncharacterized. NCBI's taxonomy places the organism in Eukaryota, Fungi, Basidiomycota, Dacrymycetes, Dacrymycetales, Dacrymycetaceae. The transcript has a single exon. The record is from RefSeq and is a predicted model, not a curated record. The coding region runs from base 1 to 522 and encodes 173 amino acids.
AUGGCUCAAGACACCAGGCAUUGCUGGUCCCCUGAGUGGGCCUGUCAAAUAUGUCUGCUGGGAGAGGCAUACACUGAGGUGAUCACAAUUCGCCAGGAUGCCAUCUCCCAACUCCAUGUGAAUGAUCAAGUGAUGAUGACCUUCUCAAUGCUCACCCAACACCUGGAGCAAGCAGUGAACACAUGCUGGGGCAAGCAUGCCAAGGCAAACAAAGGCAAGGGGGUGAUCUGGAAGUACAAAUGGGCUAUUGCUCGCCCUUCCUGGGUCUCCUGCAAUGCAGCAUUCCCUUGUGCAAGUUUCUGGCUCAACAAUGAACUUGUUGUCGAGCCAGAGCCAAAGGAAUUCAAAAAGGAAGAAGCUAUGAGGUGGGGCAAGUCAGUGGCACAGAAGGCAUAUGAGACAGAGUGGUCAGAUUGGGUGACGGAAUCCUGGAGGAAUGUGAGGGAGGACAUGAAGGUAGGGAUGCACUUGGCCUACAUGUCAGUGCUGCUGUUCAAAGACUCUCCAGAACAGCUGGGAUGA